AUGUAUCCCAACAAAGAGGAAGUCAGGCAAAAGCAGUCGGAGGUCUGCAUAGAUAAACAAGAAGCUCCUGGACAAACUCAAAGACAAAAAGGAAGUCUACAGAGGGUUGAAGCAAGGACAGGAGGUCAAAUAGGAGGCAAAUUCUCUGGGGGUCUUCUACAAAAACAAAACGUUUCAGCCAAGUUGAACAUCAUCCCAUCAAUGCUGACAAAUCUAAUAGUAACACCCUCAAAUCCUGCUCACAAUGGCCGUGUAUGCAGCACAUGGGGCAACUUCCACUUCAAGACCUUUGAUGGAGACAUAUUCUACUUCCCUGGGCUCUGUAAUUAUGUUUUUGCCUCCCAUUGCAACGCUCCCUAUGAGGACUUCAACAUCCAGAUUAGGCGUGAAGUGGUGGCAAAUGCUCCAACAAUCAACCGUAUCACCAUGAAGCUUGAAGGUGUAGUUGCUGAACUAACAAAGGGUGCUGUCAUGAUCGACAGCAAUAGAGUACAGCUGCCAUAUAGUCAAUCUGGCAUUAUGAUAGAGAAAAGCGGCAUUUACGUGAAAGUUGGCAGCAAAAUCGGUGUUGUGUUAUUAUGGAAUGAAGCUGACAGUAUCCUGCUGGAAUUGAAUGAGAAAUACGCCAAUCAGACUUGUGGACUUUGCGGGGACUUCAAUGGCCUUCCAGUUUACAAUGAGUUCUUUUCAAACAAUAUUAGGAUGUCUGCCUUGCAAUUUGGAAAUAUGCACAAAAUGGAUGGGCCAACGGAACACUGUGAAGACCCCACUUCUGCCCUGCCAUCUAAUUGCUCUGAUAAUCUUGAUGACAUAUGCCAGAAAACGUUGACCAGCUCUGCAUUUGCAGAAUGUAAUGACCUUGUUGAUGUUAGAGAGUACAUUACAGCUUGCCAAGAUGACUUGUGCCGCUCUGAAGAAUCUAAAAACGCCUCAUGUAUUUGUGACACCUUUGCUGAAUACUCCCGGCAGUGUGCUCAUGCUGGUGGGCAGCCCCUGAACUGGAGAACCUCAAAACUGUGCUCCAAGAAGUGUCCUUACAACAUGCAGUACGAGGAGUGCAACUCGCCCUGUGCUGAUACAUGCACAAAUCCUGAACGAUCUCAGUUUUGUGAAGAACACUGUAUUGAUGGCUGUUUCUGCCCCCCAGGGACUGUAUUUGAUGACAUCAACAAUUCUGGCUGCAUUCCCCAACAGCAGUGCUCCUGUAUUUACAAUGGCAACACCUACGCUACAGGAGCUUCUUUUUCAGAGCCAUGCCAGACCUGUACCUGCAAUGGAGGCCAGUGGAGCUGCCAAGACAUGUCAUGCCCAGGAACAUGUUCAGUAGAGGGAGGUUCACACAUUUCCACAUAUGAUAAAAAACGUUAUGAUCACCACGGAGACUGCACCUACGUCCUUUCUAAGGACUGUAAAGAUGAAACAUUCACCAUCUUGGUAGACCUACACAAAUGUGGCCUAACAGACACUGAGACAUGCUUAAAGACAGUGACCCUCAACAUGAACAAAGGACAAACUGUCAUUGAGGUCAGACCUGAUCGUAGUGUGUUUGUGAACUCAAUCUACACCCAGCUGCCCAUGUCAGCAGCUAAUGUCACCAUGUUCAGACCUUCAUCAUUCUUCAUGAUCAUGCAGACAAACUUUGGGGUCCACCUUGAAAUCCAGUUCAUACCUAUAAUGCAAGUGUUUGUGCGACUGGAUCCUAUUUUCAAAGAUCAGACUUGUGGUCUCUGUGGAAACUUCAAUAAUAUCCAAACUGAUGACUUCAAGGUCAUAAGUGGAAUAAUUGAAGGAACAGCAACAGCAUUUGCUAAUACAUGGAAAACUCAGGCUUCAUGCCCCAAUAUCCAGCAGAGUUUUGAGAACCCUUGUGCACUCAGCAUUGAUAAUGAAAAAUACGCUCAGUAUUGGUGUGGACUGCUAACUAACAGCACAGGACCUUUUGCUGAUUGCCACUAUGCAGUGAAUCCCGCUGUUUACCACACGAACUGCAUGUUUGACACAUGUAACUGUGAAAAUAGUGAGGACUGUUUGUGUGCAGCCCUGUCUUCCUAUGUGAGAGCUUGUGCUGCAAAAGGAAUCCAGCUGCAGGGAUGGAGGACUGAUGUCUGCACAAAAUACACCACCUCAUGUCCCAAAUCCCUAAGCUACAGCUAUACCAUCUCUUCCUGUCCACCCACUUGUCGGUCUCUGAGUGAGCCUGAUGUCACAUGCAGCAUUAAGUUUGUCCCAGUUGACGGCUGCACCUGCGUAAAUGGAACUUACAUGGAUGAGAGUGGCAAAUGUGUGCCUGCUACUGAAUGCCCCUGCUACUACAGAGGAUCUCCCAUACCUUUUGGAGAAGUUGUCCAUGAAAAUGGGCAAGUAUGCUCUUGUGUCCAGGGAAGACUGAAUUGCAUUGGAGCACUGAAUCCAACUCCAGUCUGUAAAUCUCCCAUGGUCUACUUUGACUGUAGAAACGUCACCGCAGGAAAAACUGGAGCAGAAUGUCAAAAAAGUUGCCAGACUCUGGAUAUGCAGUGUUAUAGCUCACAAUGUACAUCUGGCUGCAUGUGCCCAAAUGGGCUUGUGUUAGAUGGAAAUGGUGGUUGUAUUCCCGAAGACAAAUGUCCUUGCAUUCACAAUGAAGCCAUGUAUCAGCCUGGGGAAAAGAUCAACUCUGACUGUAACACCUGUGUAUGUAAGAAUAGGAAGUGGGAAUGUACCAAAAAUCAGUGUCUGGGCACUUGUGCUGUUUAUGGAGAUGGUCAUUAUAAUACCUUUGAUGACAAAACGUUCAGCUUCAAUGGAAAUUGUGAAUACACACUAGUGCAGGACCAUUGUGGCUCAGCCAACGGGACCUUCAGGGUUGUCACUGAAAAUAUUCCUUGUGGCAACACUGGGACAACUUGCUCAAAAUCCAUCAAAGUCUUCUUAGAGAGCUAUGAACUGAUACUUGGUGAAGAACAUGUCAGUGUAGUAAAGAGAGGACAAAAUGAUGAGGUGCCAUACAGAAUCCGCUAUAUGGGUAUGUACUUGGUAAUUGAGACCACAAGCGGACUGAUCCUCAUGUGGGACAAGAAAACCAGCAUCUUCAUCAAGCUCAGCCCUGAUUUUAAGGGCCAGAUCUGUGGCCUCUGUGGAAAUUAUGAUGGCAACAGCAUCAAUGACUUUACUACAAGGAGUCAAUCUGUAGUAGAGAAUGUCCUAGAGUUUGGAAACAGCUGGAAAGUAUCCUCUACAUGUCCUGAUGCUAACGACAUCAAGGACCCAUGUUCUACCAACCCUUACCGAAAGUCCUGGUCAGAGAAGCAGUGUAGCAUCAUCAACAGCAAUGUCUUUGCUGCCUGUCACUCUCAGGUUGAACCAGCAAAAUAUUACCAAGCAUGUGUGACAGAUGCUUGUGCCUGUGACACUGGAGGAGACUGUGAUUGCUUCUGUACAGCAGUAGCUGCCUAUGCCCAAGCAUGCAGUGAAGUUGGUGUAUGCGUAGCCUGGAGAAGCCCAUCCAUUUGUCCACUGUUCUGUGAUUACUACAAUCAACAAGGAGAAUGUGAAUGGCACUAUAAGCCUUGUGGAGCCUCCUGUAUGAAGACCUGUAGGAACCCAAGUGGAAAAUGCCUCAAUGACUUGCCAGGUUUAGAAGGCUGCUACCCUAACUGCCCACCAGACAAGCCAUAUUUCCAUGAGGAUCAGAUGAAGUGUGUUAGUCUCUGUGACUGUUAUGAUGAUGAAGAUGGAAAGAUAUAUAAACGAGAUGAAUGUAAUAUAUGUGAGUGCACAUCAGAAGGUUUACAGUGCAAGUUUGAUGAUAAAGCUUGCCACUGCAUUUAUGAAGGAAAUAGCUAUAAAUAUGGUGAACUCAUCUAUAACACCACGGAUGGAACUGGAUGGUGUUUCAGUGCAACAUGCGAUGCCAAUGGAACAAUAAGCAGAAACAUCUUUAAAUGUGGCAUUUUUACAACAACCCCAUUUACAUUUUCUACAACUAUAGAGCACAUUACUACCAAUUGAAGUGCAACACCAGUGACAACUGUAUGUGUGAAAAAUGUGUGUACCUGGUCAGAAUGGUAUGAUUCUACUCAGCCUGAAAACAAAGAGGACAGUGGAGAUUAUGAAACAUUUGAAAGUCUCAAAGAAAAAGGAUACAGUGUGUGUACAAACCCUAAUGGUGUUCAAUGCAGAGCCAAAGAACACCCGGAUACAGAAAUUAACCACCUUAACCAAACAAUACAGUGUAGUCAAAGCAGAGGAUUAAUAUGCAAUAACCAGGACCAAGAAUCUAAGCAGUGCUAUAAUUAUGAAAUCAGAAUAUCAUGCUGCAGAUACAUACCAUGUUCUGAAAUACAACCUACAACACCAAUAACCACAAAAGAAUUCACAACUACUGCUGUAGAAUCAACACAAUUCACAGUCCCAACAUCCACACCAACAGUGCCCAACCCAGCCACUAGCACUGCCCGCAGCUCUACAACCACCACUGGCAGCACAGAAACCCCUACAGCAGCAACCCUUCCAAAUGUAUUAUCCACUAUUGCUAUUCAAACAACAGUAUCAUCCACUACUGCUUCCACAACUCCCGAAGCAAAAAUAAGAAGCACCGCUGGCACCACGGCUGUCCCCACUACCACACGCACGACAAAAGAAGGCACAACUGUCAUCGCAACCACCAUCAGGACCUCUCCCCCUCAGACUGAAGGCACAACCACCAUCAUCGUCACACCCACACCAACAGUUCCCACGUCAGCAAUCACCAUUAUUGCCAGCACUUCCAAGACCACAGACAACUGUGAGGAGCGCUGUGCCUGGACACAGUGGUUUGAUGUGGACUCCCCUACACCUGGUAACCAAAAUGGAGACUUUGAGACAUUUGAAAAUAUCCGAGCUGCUGGUUAUUCACUGUGCGACAAGCCACAAAACAUCAAGUGCCGUGCUAAAGAUUACCCUGACAGAAUUGUGCAAAUAAUGGAACAAAAAUUUCAGUGCAGCCUUGACACUGGGCUUGUAUGCAGAAAUAACGAUCAGACUGUCAAGUACCCGAUGUGCUUUGACUAUGAGGUCUCAGUGCUCUGCUGUGACCGUAAACACUGCCAGACAACAUCAGCAAUCCCAGAGACCACAGUAAGGACCUCCACCACAUACUACCCUCCAGGAACCGCCACAGCAGCAACCCAAACUGCACCAUUAACAACUACUCCCUCAGCACUUCCCCAACGAGAAACGACAACUGGAAGCACAACAGCUGCGCUGAGGACCAGUGCCCAGACAAAUGAAGGCACCACCACCAUCAUCACACCGACACCAACAGUGCCCACACCUGCCACCAGCACAGCCAGCACCUCCAGGACCACAGUGGGAAGCACCACAACACCCUCAGCCAAAACUGCUCCAGGAGAAACCUCCACUGUGGCAACCCAGGCUCCAACUUCUGCCACAACCGCUUCCAGAACUCCUGAAGAAAAAAUAAGAAGCACCGCUGGCACCACGGCUGUCCCCAGUACCGCACGCACGACAAAAGAAGGCACGACUGUCAUCGCAACCACCACCAGGACCUCUCCCCCUCAGACUGAAGGCACAACCACCAUCAUCGUCACACCCACACCAACAGUGCCCACACCAGCCACCAGCACAGCCAGCACCUCCAGGACCACAGUGGGAAGCACCACAACACCCUCAGCCAAAACUGCUCCAGGAGAAACCUCCACUGUGGCAACCCAGGCUCCAACUUCUGCCACAACCGCUUCCAGAACUCCUGAACAAAAAAUAAGAAGCACCGCUGGCACCACGGCUGUCCCCAGUACCGCACGCACGACAAAAGAAGGCACGACCAUCAUCGCAACCACCACCAGGACCUCUCCCCCUCAGACUGAAGGCACAACCACCAUCAUCGUCACACCCACACCAACAGUGCCCACACCAGCCACCAGCACAGCCAGCACCUCCAGGACCACAGUGGGAAGCACCACAACACCCUCAGCCAAAACUGCUCCAGGAGAAACCUCCACUGUGGCAACCCAGGCUCCAACUUCUGCCACAACCGCUUCCAGAACUCCUGAAGAAAAAAUAAGAAGCACCGCUGGCACCACGGCUGUCCCCAGUACCGCACGCACGACAAAAGAAGGCACGACCGUCAUCGCAACCACCACCAGGACCUCUCCCCCUCAGACUGAAGGCACAACCACCAUCAUCGUCACACCCACACCAACAGUGCCCACACCAGCCACCAGCACAGCCAGCACCUCCAGGACCACAGUGGGAAGCACCACAACACCCUCAGCCAAAACUGCUCCAGGAGAAACCUCCACUGUGGCAACCCAGGCUCCAACUUCUGCCACAACCGCUUCCAGAACUCCUGAAGAAAAAAUAAGAAGCACCGCUGGCACCACGGCUGUCCCCAGUACCGCACGCACGACAAAAGAAGGCACGACUGUCAUCGCAACCACCACCAGGACCUCUCCCCCUCAGACUGAAGGCACAACCACCAUCAUCGUCACACCCACACCAACAGUGCCCACACCAGCCACCAGCACAGCCAGCACCUCCAGGACCACAGUGGGAAGCACCACAACACCCUCAGCCAAAACUGCUCCAGGAGAAACCUCCACUGUGGCAACCCAGGCUCCAACUUCUGCCACAACCGCUUCCAGAACUCCUGAAGAAAAAAUAAGAAGCACCGCUGGCACCACGGCUGUCCCCAGUACCGCACGCACGACAAAAGAAGGCACGACUGUCAUCGCAACCACCACCAGGACCUCUCCCCCUCAGACUGAAGGCACAACCACCAUAAUUGUCACACCCACACCAACAGUGCCCACACCAGCCACAAGCACAGCCAGCACCUCCAGGACCACAGUGGGAAGCACCACAACACCCUCAGCCAAAACUGCUCCAGGAGAAACCUCCACUGUGGCAACCCAGGCUCCAACUUCUGCCACAACUACUUUCAGAACUCCUGAACAAAAAAUAAGAAGCACCGCUGGCACCACGGCUGUCCCCACUACCACACGCACGACAAAAGAAGGCACGACCGUCAUCGCAACCACCACCAGGACCUCUCCCCCUCAGACUGAAGGCACAACCACCAUCAUCGUCACACCCACACCAACAAUGCCCACACCAGCCACCAGCACAGCCAGCACCUCCAGGACCACAGUGGGAAGCACCACAACACCCUCAGCCAAAACUGCUCCAGGAGAAACCUCCACUGUGGCAACCCAGGCUCCAACUUCUGCCACAACCGCUUCCAGAACUCCUGAAGAAAAAAUAAGAAGCACCGCUGGCACCACGGCUGUCCCCAGUACCGCACGCACGACAAAAGAAGGCACGACUGUCAUCGCAACCACCACCAGGACCUCUCCCCCUCAGACUGAAGGCACAACCACCAUCAUCGUCACACCCACACCAACAGUGCCCACACCAGCCACAAGCACAGCCAGCACCUCCAGGACCACAGUGGGAAGCACCACAACACCCUCAGCCAAAACUGCUCCAGGAGAAACCUCCACUGUGGCAACCCAGGCUCCAACUUCUGCCACAACCGCUUCCAGAACUCCUGAAGAAAAAAUAAGAAGCACCGCUGGCACCACGGCUGUCCCCAGUACCGCACGCACGACAAAAGAAGGCACGACCGUCAUCGCAACCACCACCAGGACCUCUCCCCCUCAGACUGAAGGCACAACCACCAUCAUCGUCACACCCACACCAACAGUGCCCACACCAGCCACAAGCACAGCCAGCACCUCCAGGACCACAGUGGGAAGCACCACAACACCCUCAGCCAAAACUACUCCAGGAGAAACCUCCACUGUGGCAACCCAGGCUCCAACUUCUGCCACAACCGCUUCCAGAACUCCUGAAGAAAAAAUAAGAAGCACCGCUGGCACCACGGCUGUCCCCAGUACCGCACGCACGACAAAAGAAGGCACGACUGUCAUCGCAACCACCACCAGGACCUCUCCCCCUCAGACUGAAGGCACAACCACCAUCAUCGUCACACCCACACCAACAGUGCCCACACCAGCCACCAGCACAGCCAGCACCUCCAGGACCACAGUGGGAAGCACCACAACACCCUCAGCCAAAACUGCUCCAGGAGAAACCUCCACUGUGGCAACCCAGGCUCCAACUUCUGCCACAACCGCUUCCAGAACUCCUGAAGAAAAAAUAAGAAGCACCGCUGGCACCACGGCUGUCCCCAGUACCGCACGCACGACAAAAGAAGGCACGACUGUCAUCGCAACCACCACCAGGACCUCUCCCCCUCAGACUGAAGGCACAACCACCAUCAUCGUCACACCCACACCAACAGUGCCCACACCAGCCACAAGCACAGCCAGCACCUCCAGGACCACAGUGGGAAGCACCACAACACCCUCAGCCAAAACUGCUCCAGGAGAAACCUCCACUGUGGCAACCCAGGCUCCAACUUCUGCCACAACCGCUUCCAGAACUCCUGAAGAAAAAAUAAGAAGCACCGCUGGCACCACGGCUGUCCCCAGUACCGCACGCACGACAAAAGAAGGCACGACCGUCAUCGCAACCACCACCAGGACCUCUCCCCCUCAGACUGAAGGCACAACCACCAUCAUCGUCACACCCACACCAACAGUGCCCACACCAGCCACAAGCACAGCCAGACCUCCAGGACCACAAACUCCUGAAGAAAAAAUAAGAAGCACCGCUGGCACCACGGCUGUCCCCAGUACCGCACGCACGACAAAAGAAGGCACGACCGUCAUCGCAACCACCACCAGGACCUCUCCCCCUCAGACUGAAGGCACAACCACCAUCAUCGUCACACCCACACCAACAGUGCCCACACCAGCCACAAGCACAGCCAGCACCUCCAGGACCACAGUGGGAAGCACCACAACACCCUCAGCCAAAACUGCUCCAGGAGAAACCUCCACUGUGGCAACCCAGGCUCCAACUUCUGCCACAACCGCUUCCAGAACUCCUGAAGAAAAAAUAAGAAGCACCGCUGGCACCACGGCUGUCCCCAGUACCGCACGCACGACAAAAGAAGGCACGACUGUCAUCGCAACCACCACCAGGACCUCUCCCCCUCAGACUGAAGGCACAACCACCAUCAUCGUCACACCCACACCAACAGUGCCCACACCAGCCACCAGCACAGCCAGCACCUCCAGGACCACAGUGGGAAGCACCACAACACCCUCAGCCAAAACUGCUCCAGGAGAAACCUCCACUGUGGCAACCCAGGCUCCAACUUCUGCCACAACCGCUUCCAGAACUCCUGAACAAAAAAUAAGAAGCACCGCUGGAACCACGGCUGUCCCCAGUACCGCACGCACGACAAAAGAAGGCACGACCGUCAUCGCAACCACCACCAGGACCUCUCCCCCUCAGACUGAAGGCACAACCACCAUCAUCGUCACACCCACACCAACAGUGCCCACACCAGCCACAAGCACAGCCAGCACCUCCAGGACCACAGUGGGAAGCACCACAACACCCUCAGCCAAAACUGCUCCAGGAGAAACCUCCACUGUGGCAACCCAGGCUCCAACUUCUGCCACAACCGCUUCCAGAACUCCUGAACAAAAAAUAAGAAGCACCGCUGGCACCACGGCUGUCCCCAGUACCGCACGCACGACAAAAGAAGGCACGACUGUCAUCGCAACCACCACCAGGACCUCUCCCCCUCAGACUGAAGGCACAACCACCAUCAUCGUCACACCCACACCAACAGUGCCCACACCAGCCACCAGCACAGCCAGCACCUCCAGGACCACAGUGGGAAGCACCACAACACCCUCAGCCAAAACUGCUCCAGGAGAAACCUCCACUGUGGCAACCCAGGCUCCAACUUCUGCCACAACCGCUUCCAGAACUCCUGAAGAAAAAAUAAGAAGCACCGCUGGCACCACGGCUGUCCCCAGUACCGCACGCACGACAAAAGAAGGCACGACCGUCAUCGCAACCACCACCAGGACCUCUCCCCCUCAGACUGAAGGCACAACCACCAUCAUCGUCACACCCACACCAACAGUGCCCACACCAGCCACCAGCACAGCCAGCACCUCCAGGACCACAGUGGGAAGCACCACAACACCCUCAGCCAAAACUGCUCCAGGAGAAACCUCCACUGUGGCAACCCAGGCUCCAACUUCUGCCACAACCGCUUCCAGAACUCCUGAACAAAAAAUAAGAAGCACCGCUGGCACCACGGCUGUCCCCAGUACCGCACGCACGACAAAAGAAGGCACGACCGUCAUCGCAACCACCACCAGGACCUCUCCCCCUCAGACUGAAGGCACAACCACCAUCAUCGUCACACCCACACCAACAGUGCCCACACCAGCCACAAGCACAGCCAGCACCUCCAGGACCACAGUGGGAAGCACCACAACACCCUCAGCCAAAACUACUCCAGGAGAAACCUCCACUGUGGCAACCCAGGCUCCAACUUCUGCCACAACCGCUUCCAGAACUCCUGAAGAAAAAAUAAGAAGCACCGCUGGCACCACGGCUGUCCCCAGUACCGCACGCACGACAAAAGAAGGCACGACUGUCAUCGCAACCACCACCAGGACCUCUCCCCCUCAGACUGAAGGCACAACCACCAUCAUCGUCACACCCACACCAACAGUGCCCACACCAGCCACCAGCACAGCCAGCACCUCCAGGACCACAGUGGGAAGCACCACAACACCCUCAGCCAAAACUGCUCCAGGAGAAACCUCCACUGUGGCAACCCAGGCUCCAACUUCUGCCACAACCGCUUCCAGAACUCCUGAAGAAAAAAUAAGAAGCACCGCUGGCACCACGGCUGUCCCCAGUACCGCACGCACGACAAAAGAAGGCACGACUGUCAUCGCAACCACCACCAGGACCUCUCCCCCUCAGACUGAAGGCACAACCACCAUCAUCGUCACACCCACACCAACAGUGCCCACACCAGCCACAAGCACAGCCAGCACCUCCAGGACCACAGUGGGAAGCACCACAACACCCUCAGCCAAAACUGCUCCAGGAGAAACCUCCACUGUGGCAACCCAGGCUCCAACUUCUGCCACAACCGCUUCCAGAACUCCUGAACAAAAAAUAAGAAGCACCGCUGGCACCACGGCUGUCCCCAGUACCGCACGCACGACAAAAGAAGGCACGACCGUCAUCGCAACCACCACCAGGACCUCUCCCCCUCAGACUGAAGGCACAACCACCAUCAUCGUCACACCCACACCAACAGUGCCCACACCAGCCACAAGCACAGCCAGGACCUCCAGGACCACAGUGGGAAGCACCACAACACCCUCAGCCAAAACUACUCCAGGAGAAACCUCCACUGUGGCAACCCAGGCUCCAACUUCUGCCACAACCGCUUCCAGAACUCCUGAAGAAAAAAUAAGAAGCACCGCUGGCACCACGGCUGUCCCCAGUACCGCACGCACGACAAAAGAAGGCACGACCGUCAUCGCAACCACCACCAGGACCUCUCCCCCUCAGACUGAAGGCACAACCACCAUCAUCGUCACACCCACACCAACAGUGCCCACACCAGCCACAAGCACAGCCAGCACCUCCAGGACCACAGUGGGAAGCACCACAACACCCUCAGCCAAAACUGCUCCAGGAGAAACCUCCACUGUGGCAACCCAGGCUCCAACUUCUGCCACAACCGCUUCCAGAACUCCUGAAGAAAAAAUAAGAAGCACCGCUGGCACCACGGCUGUCCCCAGUACCGCACGCACGACAAAAGAAGGCACGACCGUCAUCGCAACCACCACCAGGACCUCUCCCCCUCAGACUGAAGGCACAACCACCAUCAUCGUCACACCCACACCAACAGUGCCCACACCAGCCACAAGCACAGCCAGCACCUCCAGGACCACAGUGGGAAGCACCACAACACCCUCAGCCAAAACUGCUCCAGGAGAAACCUCCACUGUGGCAACCCAGGCUCCAACUUCUGCCACAACCGCUUCCAGAACUCCUGAAGAAAAAAUAAGAAGCACCGCUGGCACCACAGCUGUCCCCAGUACCGCACGCACGACAAAAGAAGGCACGACUGUCAUCGCAACCACCACCAGGACCUCUCCCCCUCAGACUGAAGGCACAACCACCAUCAUCGUCACACCCACACCAACAGUGCCCACACCAGCCACAAGCACAGCCAGCACCUCCAGGACCACAGUGGGAAGCACCACAACACCCUCAGCCAAAACUGCUCCAGGAGAAACCUCCACUGUGGCAACCCAGGCUCCAACUUCUGCCACAACCGCUUCCAGAACUCCUGAAGAAAAAAUAAGAAGCACCGCUGGCACCACGGCUGUCCCCAGUACCGCACGCACGACAAAAGAAGGCACGACCGUCAUCGCAACCACCACCAGGACCUCUCCCCCUCAGACUGAAGGCACAACCACCAUCAUCGUCACACCCACACCAACAGUGCCCACACCAGCCACAAGCACAGCCAGCACCUCCAGGACCACAGUGGGAAGCACCACAACACCCUCAGCCAAAACUGCUCCAGGAGAAACCUCCACUGUGGCAACCCAGGCUCCAACUUCUGCCACAACUGCUUCCAGAACUCCUGAAGAAAAAAUAAGAAGCACCGCUGGCACCACGGCUGUCCCCAGUACCGCACGCACGACAAAAGAAGGCACAACUGUCAUCGCAACCACCACCAGGACCUCUCCCCAUCAGACUGAAGGCACAACCACCAUCAUCGUCACACCCACACCAACAGUUCCCACGUCAGCAAUCACCAUUAUUGCCAGCACUUCCAAGACCACAGACAACUGUGAGGAGCGCUGUGCCUGGACACAGUGGUUUGAUGUGGACUCCCCUACACCUGGUAACCAAAAUGGAGACUUUGAGACAUUUGAAAAUAUCCGAGCUGCUGGUUAUUCACUGUGCGACAAGCCACAAAACAUCAAGUGCCGUGCUAAAGAUUACCCUGACAGAAUUGUGCAAAUAAUGGAACAAAAAUUUCAGUGCAGCCUUGACACUGGGCUUGUAUGCAGAAAUAACGAUCAGACUGUCAAGUACCCGAUGUGCUUUGACUAUGAGGUCUCAGUGCUCUGCUGUGACCGUAAACACUGCCAGACAACAUCAGCAAUCCCAGAGACCACAGUAAGGACCUCCACCACAUACUACCCUCCAGGAACCGCCACAGCAGCAACCCAAACUGCACCAUUAACAACUACUCCCUCAGCACUUCCCCAACGAGAAACGACAACUGGAAGCACAACAGCUGCGCUGAGGACCAGUGCCCAGACAAAUGAAGGCACCACCACCAUCAUCACACCGACACCAACAGUGCCCACACCAGCCACCAGCACAGCCAGCACCUCCAGGACCACAGUGGGAAGCAUCACAACACCCUCAGCCAAAACUGCUCCAGGAGAAACCUCCACUGUGGCAACCCAGGCUCCAACUUCUGCCACAACCACUUCCACAACUCCCGAAGCAAAAAUAAGAAGCACCGCUGGCACCACAGCUGUCCCCAGUACCACUGUUACUCAGUCUGGAAGCAGCAGCACCAUAGGUGUUAUUGAAAUUGUUUCUUCUACUGUAGAAAGUGUGCCUACCACUGUUUUUCCCAGAACGUUUAGUCCCACAGUCAGUCCAGUUGCUACAACUGGUACAUCACAAUCAAGUCAUAUUACAACAAGCACUUCUGCAAUAUUCAGUUCUUCCACCAGCACAUCUGUGACAACAGAAGCCAGUACCCAUGCUGCGUCCAGCAGAGUAACUCCAUGCUUUUGUCAUGUGUUUGAUACUUUAUUUUCUCCUGGCGAAGUGGUAUACAACAGAACAGACAGAGCUGGCUGUAAUUUUUAUGCAAUUUGCAGCAAAGAAUGUGAAAUUGAGCCAUUCCAGGGGCCGUGUCCUUUGACAACUCCUGUCCCUUCAGUCGCUUCAACAACUACAACACAAGGCACCUCAUCCACAGAUCACAUAUUGUCUUCUGCCUCCCCAACCACAGCAACAUCCCUCACAACUUCAGCAGAAAGAAACUGUACUGAUGUCAAUCCUCCACGAAAGGUGGUUCCCCUCCUUACUUUCUAA
Molecule: messenger RNA, 14013 nt
Organism: Chiroxiphia lanceolata (lance-tailed manakin)
Lineage: Eukaryota; Metazoa; Chordata; Aves; Passeriformes; Pipridae
Product: mucin-5AC-like
Exons: 35
Cellular component (GO): extracellular matrix
Molecular function (GO): protein binding
Source: RefSeq, a predicted model, not a curated record